UUUCUCAAAAUUCCCCAAAACUGGAAAAAAAAACUAUCCAAAUUCAAAUGACCACCGCCGAUAAAUCCGCCGGAAUCGUAACUGACUCGGAACCAGGACCGGAGGCUUCUCUUCUCCCCAAACAACACGAAGGAUCUACCGGAAAAGAACCUUCUGAUUCUUUCCACUUCGCUUACAUCAUCUACUUCACGCUUGGUGUUGGCUUUCUUCUUCCAUGGAACGCUUUCAUCACCGCCGUCGAUUACUUCUCUUACCUCUACCCUUCCACCGCCGUUGAUCGGAUCUUCGCUGUUAUCUAUAUGCUCGUCGGCCUUGUCUGUCUCUCCGUUAUCGUUGUUUUCUAUGCGCAUAAGAGCCUCGCUAGCUUCAGAAUCAAUCUCGGUCUAUUACUUUUCGUGAUCGCCUUGCUUGUGGUUCCUGUUUUGGAUCUGGUUUAUGUUAAAGGUCAGGUUGGUUUAUACACCGGAUUCGAUAUUACUUCCGGCGCCGUUGCGUUAUCCGGUCUCGGUGAUGCACUUAUGCAGGGAGGUCUCAUCGGCGUCGCCGGUGAAAUGCCUCCGAGGUAUAUGCAAGCUGUUGUCGCCGGAACUGCUGGCUCCGGUGUUCUUGUUUCACUAUUGAGAAUCUUGACUAAAGCUGUAUAUCCUCAAGAUCCUGAUGGGUUGAGAAAAAGUGCGAAUCUGUAUUUCGCUGUGGGAAUUGUUGUUAUGGUGAUAUGUGCUGUCUUGUACAACAUAGUGCAUAAACUUCCGGUGAUGAAGUUCCAUGAAGAGUGGAAGAAUGAAAGACUAAUCAAAGAGAAGAGUGAAGAGAAAGGUUCUUUAACAGGAAAUGUGUGGAGAAAAACACUCUGGGAUAUCGUGAUGAAAGUUAAGUCUCAUGGUUUUGGGAUCAUUCUUCUAUACAUGGUGACGUUGUCGAUAUUCCCCGGCUACAUUACCGAGGAUGUUCAUUCGGAGCUUCUUAAAGACUGGUACCCUGUGCUGCUCAUUGCAGCUUACAAUGUGUUUGACUUGGUUGGCAAGAGUAUGACCGCUGUUUUCAUGCUAUUGGAUGAGAAAAUCGCAGUCGGUGGUUGCAUCGCCAGGCUCUUGUUUUACCCUCUCUUCUGGGGUUGCUUACAUGGUCCGAUGUUUCUCAGGACUGAGAUUCCUGUAACUAUACUGACAUGCUUAUUGGGACUCACCAACGGGUACUUGACAAGCGUAUUGAUUAUUCUGGCUCCAAAAUCGGUUCCACUGCGACACGCAGAGACCGCAGGUAUCGUCACUGUGAUGUUCUUGGUUAUUGGUUUGGCCGCUGGGUCUGUCAUUGCUUGGUUCUGGGUCAUCUGAUUCUACCAAAGCCUGUUAUUUGUACUUGUUGUAUUCUUUGAGCGUUUCCACAAACUCAGCUUCAUUAAUCUGUGAAUUAUUCCUUUUACUUCAGUAAUAUGUGAAAAUUCUUUUUUU
Capsella rubella is the source of this 1451-nucleotide messenger RNA. RefSeq names its product equilibrative nucleotide transporter 1. The coding region runs from base 48 to 1334 and encodes 428 amino acids. Gene Ontology annotation, cellular component: plasma membrane. The transcript is spliced from 2 exons. Gene Ontology annotation, molecular function: nucleoside transmembrane transporter activity. The record is from RefSeq and is a predicted model, not a curated record. NCBI's taxonomy places the organism in Eukaryota, Viridiplantae, Streptophyta, Magnoliopsida, Brassicales, Brassicaceae. Gene Ontology annotation, biological process: nucleoside transmembrane transport.